Molecule: messenger RNA, 3707 nt
Organism: Ostrea edulis (European flat oyster)
Lineage: Eukaryota; Metazoa; Mollusca; Bivalvia; Ostreida; Ostreidae
Exons: 14
Coding region: 361-2520 (719 amino acids)
Biological process (GO): signal transduction
Molecular function (GO): protein binding
Source: RefSeq, a predicted model, not a curated record
GGAAUUUCUUUUGGAGAGAACAAUUGGAUUUACCAAAUUCAUCAGGUCAAUGUUAAACAACAUUAAACUGCUGCUACUGAACGCUCAAUGUUUGACUGCUGCUUGUGUUCCGCACGGAAGCAGUGUGUUGAAAGGAGGUUUUAAGAGGCUUUUCUUCAAGUGCUUAACUUUGAAUGGAACUCUAUAAUCUCGACAGAACUGUUACUAUAGAUAGAACUUUUUUUUUCAAUCUUGUGUCACAGUGAAGCAGUUUAACUCUUGACAGCAGGCAGUUUAGUUACAUCAACAAAAUUUUACAUUCAUCUCGAUAUCUGAUUCGAUAGUGGAAAAAAUAUUCCUUUCAAAGGAAAAAAUAAAGUGAUGAAGGAAUCGAAGCGAGGCAUGGGUAGCCUUGAUUUUGGGGAUGCCCUAAACCUGGAACUGCAGAAGCUUCAGCGACAGAGGUCAGUGAGGUCGUCGUCCUUAGAAGAUCGAAGGUCGUCGUAUUCUCAGCGGUCGACCUCCACCGUCGCGUCGCUAGACGCGGGAAAAUCGUCCUCCGUGGUUGCGCUCUCCGAUCAGAGGACGCAGAAAAUCCCUCUUACGCUGUCACACUGGGACUCAGUAGAUCAGACAUGCAAAUUAGAUGGCCCCCUGAGUUUACACGAGUCCACCAUCAUGAUGAAUGAAGAUACGGGGCAGUCUCCCCACAAAUCAGGAAGUCAGUCAAUGGAAGACCCUUCCCAGAAUUCCACAGAACAAAUGAACGGACAGGUCAACUUUGAUGAGAUAUGUAAUGUCAAAAACCUCAAGGAUGAGGAAAUACUUCCAAGAGUCGCAGAACUUGUCCAGGCUCUGCGGGGAUUAGAUGAAUAUGACCGAGGGGAUACGAUGAAAAUCCUAAAGAGUGUGGGAGACACAUACUGGAGUUACAGGGCCAUUCGGAAAAAAAUCGGCAAUAUUCUCGCUGACGAGGGAUUCGCAGAGAUUACCAUGAAGAUUUUGAAGACACUGAAUGGGAAGGGGAUAUUUAAGAAUGAUUCGAUAUGGUUUCCUGUUUAUUAUUGCUUCAACACAUUGUGGAAUUAUUCGGACUCCAGUCUGAAGCUGGCCAAGUCAAUUGCUGACAACGAUGGGGUGAGAUUUUUCACCAUUAACUGUGAUCAUGAACCUUACAUCAAAAAUCUUCAUUCUAAGAAUGUAUAUUACGUAGUGAAAGCCUCGAUGAGCAUUUUGCACAAUAUAUCACGAACCACAGAUAUUCACCACUACUUCAAAGAAAAUGGAACCACAGAGGUGAUGUUAAAGUUUGCGACCUGGAAGGACUUGACCUAUGAGAUGCUGAAGGUCAUGUCCCUCCUGACCUUAGCCCAUAUAGUGGAAGAGGAAGACAAUGAUAAACUUAUUGAUGAAACAGGUGCCAUAGAAGGUUGUAUCAAAUACAUCAACAAGGCCUUAAAGAAUGAGAAGAGGAGACAUUUAGGGUUCACACCCCACGAGUUGAUGGAUGGAAUGAGUAAACUGGCCGUUAAUGACAAAAACAAGAAAAAGAUUAUUGAUGCUGGUGCUCUUCCAGUUCUCCUACAAAUGCUCAAGGGAGAGCACUCCGAGGAGCAGGCAAUCACGUCGAGGGCGAUAUGGACAUUGUCAUUCGAUAAGGAGGUGUGCCAACAAAUUGUGGAAUUCCCAGAAAUGUUAGAAAGACUUGAGAGUCUGAAAAGCAGUCAGGACAAGGAAGUCUUGAAAAACGUCAAUGGAGCGCUGUUUGUCCUGAAAGGGGAGAAUGAUGUGUCAAAACGUCCAAAAUCUGCCAAGAAAAAUAAGGGACAUGUGUUUAUCAGUUAUUCUUGGAACGAGAAAGAAACCAUCAUGAAAAUCAGGGAGAGAUUAAAAAAAGAGGGAGUAGAGGUGUGGAUCGAUGUGGAGAGAAUGGGUGGUUCCACUUUAGCAGCCAUGGCAGAGGCAGUGGAGAAUGCAGCACUAGUCCUAGUCUGCAUGUCAGAGAAAUAUAAACAGAGUCCUAACUGUAGACUGGAGGCAGAAUAUACAUUCCAACUUCGAAAAGAGUACAUUCCCCUGAUGGUCCAGAAGCGGUACCGCCCUGAUGGCUGGCUGGGGUUUAUCCUGGGGGCCAAGCUGUACUUUGACUUCAGCGGAAAAUACCCGUUCGAGAAGCCAUGGAACGGAUUGAUGAAGGAAUUGAAGGGCAUGGGACGGCUGUCGGUGUUGGAUAAUAGUGACAAAACAGAUGCACCCAUUGUGUCUUCGUCUUCCUCGAUGUACGGCAGCCAGCCUAUCCGACAGAAUUCCACGUCAUCCAGGAUUCAUCAGAUGAGUACAGAGGACGUCUCCAACUGGCUCUGUUCUCUCAAACUUGAUGGCUGUGUUCCAUCGUUCGCCCAGUUUGAUGGGAAACUUCUAGCACAAUUGAAGUCUAUGAAAUCGGAGGCAGCAGAGUUCUACUAUCAUUGUCUGGAGAAAAAGCUAAACAUGAACAUCGUGGAGAUCCUGACGUUUACAGAGGGUCUGGAGAAACUGUGAACACGGGUCUUGAACAUGCUGCACCAUGAACCUCAUGUGAGAACUUGAGAAAUCCAGUUUAUCUCUACAGUGUACUCACAAAAGAAAAUACCUCAUAAAGCGUCAAACUUUUGGGACACACUGUACCUGUAUAAGCAGAUAACAUGUAUUCUGUAGAAAUUUUGACCAAUUUUAUAUUUUCCCUCCCAAAUAUUUGGGUUCAUAAUGAUACGAAAUUUACCAUUACUAAGAGUCACUUGUAAAACUUUCAAUGUAUUUUUUUAGAUUAAAAAAAAAUACGUCAGUUUUAGAUUUUGAUUUGAAUAGCAUAAUGAUAGAUUAUUGUAUUUUAGUUGUCCUUUUAAUAGUUUUUAUUUUAAACAUUUCUCUGCAUGCUUUGUAAGAGUUACAUCCUAUGCUGAAGUGUCACCUGUGAUGAGUUGAUUUAGACUGUAAUACGAAACUAGAAACUGAAAGUUAGAAAAUUUGUAUGUCAUUAAUAUAGCUUACUCCUAGUUUUGUAUUCUUUAUGAGAUUGAUCAUUGUUCCAGGUCAAGAAGUGUUUACCUCCAGUUAUGAUCAUUGUUUCAGGUCAAUAAGUGUUUACCUGUAGUUAUGAUCAUUGUUCCAGGUCAAUAAGUGUUUACCUCCAGUUAUGAUCAUUGUUCCAGGUCAAUAAGUGUUUACCUCCAGUUAAAACUUUAAAUUCCACAGUGUUGUAUCAUAAUAUUACAUAUCAGUUUAUUUGUUCUUCUUUCAUGGAAUGGCAGUGAAUGUUAGAAUAAUGAUUUUGUUGAAUGGUAGACUGAUAAUUAACUUUGGAGUUCGAUAUAUUUUAGAUGACAUUGUCAACAGUGCAUGGUAGAGUUCUAUAGGCUUUACAAACACAUGUCACAAUUGGCUACAGUGUAUGAGAGGUGUGAUACAGUCCCGCUAACAAAAGUUAUACAUGUAAUAUACUUGUGUAUUUUGUUGAAACAUGUAAUAGGAGCGGUUUCCGUGUGAUGUUGUGUAAUAUGUUAAUUUUUUCCAUCCCUGAUUUCAUUUUUAUGUCACCUGCAAAGCAUAGUGACACUUAAGAGAUCUCUUUAUCCAUGUCCUGUCCAUCUGUAUGUCUGUCACACCCCAGAACUUUGAAACUCUGAGGAAAUGGAUUUGUGGUUUCUGCAUAUGUGUGAAUGACAUUUACUAAAUGCAAGAGUCACUAA